GCUCUCACUCACUUCCCCUUUUCUCUCUCUACACUCUUCACUUCUCUCUCGCGCUCUGCAACCACAAUUCUCUCCUCUGUUUUUCACUAUUACAUCAAUGGAGGCGCCUGAAUACUACAUGAGCGGCUACUUCGGCGCCGGCGUCCCGGCCGCCUUCGCCGACUACUCUCCGGAGAAGAACCAGAAGCUCCCCUCCGACUCCUCCCAUUUCGUCGUCGACGACCUCCUCGAUUUCCCCAACGACGACGACGCCAUUAUGACCGACGGCUUCUUCGACAACAUCGCCAAAAAUUGCGCCACCGCCACCGCCGAUUCCCCCGCCUUCACCUCCAAUGACAGCUGCAAUUCCUCCUCCACCUCCGCCGGCGCCAAUCCCGCCGCCUACCAGAGCUUCGCCGAUUCCCACUUCUCCAGCGAGCUCUGCGUUCCGUACGAUGAUAUGGCUGAAUUGGAAUGGCUCUCCAAUUUCGUGGACGACUCCUUCUCAGCUGACCAGACCUACAACCUCCACAUGCUACCCGGUUCGAAACCGCACACACCCGACUCGUCCUCCUGCGAGACCCAUCUCGAGCCAAUGGGCCGGAACAUGAACCACCCCAUGUUCCAACCGGACACCCCGCUCCCGGGGAAGGCUCGGUCCAAGCGGUCACGAGCUGCUCCAGGCAAUUGGACCACCCGCCUCCUCCACCUCGCGUCUCCCUCGGCCAAAGGCGCGUCCAAGAAGCAGCAGCAACCACAACCACAACAACAAGAGGGUCCGACACAGAACUCGAGCGGUUCGGGUUCGGAUGCAAUUGUGCGGAGGUGCUUGCAUUGUGGGUCGGAGAAGACCCCACAAUGGCGGACCGGGCCCAUGGGCCCGAAGACGCUGUGCAACGCGUGCGGGGUUCGGUACAAGUCGGGCCGGUUGGUUCCGGAGUACCGGCCAGCGGCCAGCCCGACGUUCGUACCGGCCAAGCACUCGAAUUCGCAUAGGAAGGUUUUGGAGCUGAGGAGGCAGAGGGAAUUGCAUGCGGCGGCGCAGCAGGAGCAGUACCUGAACCCGAGCUCGUAUUUCGGUGUGCCCAACGGCGGAGAUGAGUUCUUGGUUCAUCAUCACCACCAUCAUCAACAUCAUCAUCACCCUGGUGGCCCCAAUUUUACGCAGAUGAUUUAGUGGCGGGUGUACUGAUCAAGACAAGAGAAGUAGGGAGGAUAACCAUCAACUUAAUUUUCUUAAUCAUAGUUAUUUUUCCUUUAAUUUGUUUUUUUUUUUCUCUCUUUUUCUUUUUGUUGUCGUGUAAGCUAAAAUUUCAAUUUUUAGUCGUUCAAUUUUUGGGGGGUUGCAAAAGGAAUUUGUAGAAUUAAGUGGAGAGGAGAAAGACUACAAGAGAGUAGUGCUCUAGCAAAAUCAAAAUGUAACUCUUCAUUUUGGGAUUUUUCUGCCAAAAAUUGGCCAUUAAUUCAGAACUAA
Messenger RNA from Linum tenue, 1453 nucleotides. Lineage: Eukaryota; Viridiplantae; Streptophyta; Magnoliopsida; Malpighiales; Linaceae. The record is from the annotation of a GenBank genome assembly.